AUGAGCUUUUUGGACGUUCUGAAAAAGUAUCUAAGACCCGGCUCAUACAAGUUUUGCUAUGCCGAUACAGAUUCUUUUAUGCUAGCUCUAACUGAAGACACCAUCGGUGAAUGUGUAAAGUCGGGUUUAAAGACGGAAUGGGAAGAAAAGAUUGUGCCGCUAUGGUUUGUGGACAAGAAGAAUGUAGCCACUGAAAAAGAGCCAGGCUUGCUCAAGCCCGAAGCAACGAUUCGAAGCGGUUGGUUUAUCGCACCGUCGCCUAAAUGUUACAUUAUGGUUGAAAAACCGCCGUGUGAACUUGAAGCAAAAAUAUGCGAUCCAAAGAAUGAAGACAAAAUUCUCGAUCUGCUGGCAGAAGAAAAGGCCACCUAUGUUGUCAAAAAGAAAUCUUCAAAAGGAUGCAAGGAAAGCGUUUCGCUUUGCCCGUAUGAAUAUCUUGCCGCUGUAUUUGGAGCAAAUUUUGAUAAUAAAAUCGAAAAAGAUGUUCCAGUUUUCCAAAUGAAUCGCAAACGAGACCGAAUGCAAACGUACAUGAUGCGCCGGCAAGUCUUCAACAGUGUCCUCAAGAAGCGCGUCGUCCACGAAGACAAAAUCACAACAACACCACUUGUCACCUCUGACGGAACAUUUGUUUAA
Messenger RNA from Oikopleura dioica, 636 nucleotides. The record is from the annotation of a GenBank genome assembly. NCBI's taxonomy places the organism in Eukaryota, Metazoa, Chordata, Appendicularia, Copelata, Oikopleuridae.